Lactuca virosa is the source of this 375-nucleotide messenger RNA. The record is from the annotation of a GenBank genome assembly. NCBI's taxonomy places the organism in Eukaryota, Viridiplantae, Streptophyta, Magnoliopsida, Asterales, Asteraceae.
AUGAUGUUAGUGACACUGCCACUGCCAGUUGUCUUGGUGGAUGAGUUAAUUUGGCCCAAUGCCCAAGACAUUCAUCUGCCGAUUCAAAUUCAAUAUUCAAAACUGAAAAGCCAGGCCCAGUCGCGCAGAAAGAUUCAACUAAAAGACCACUCAGAAGUCAGAAUCUCUUUCCCAAUUAAUACAAGCUCUUCAGAUACUCUGGUCAAAGACACCACUGGCUCCCCUCCCGUCGCUGCGGUCGGUCUUCCUUCUCCUCGCCGCCGUCGCCACUGCUUCCUCCACCCUCGCCGGCGUCAGACCUUCUUUCUCCUUGCCAACGUCCUUUUCUUCCUUCCCGUCGCCGGCAUCCUGCUGAACUCGUUUGUUACGGGGUAA